Molecule: messenger RNA, 1481 nt
Organism: Sclerotinia trifoliorum
Lineage: Eukaryota; Fungi; Ascomycota; Leotiomycetes; Helotiales; Sclerotiniaceae
Source: the annotation of a GenBank genome assembly
UAAUUCUCGUCUGUUGUAGAAUUCUGGUUACCUAAGGCGACAGAGGUGUCAAUGAACCUAAAUAGUAGAAUCUCGUUGGCCGUGAUAACUUCUCCAAAAAAAUUCUCAAUUUUUGCGCCGUCGGUUGUCUUGUGGCACAACUGAAAUCUACUUGACUAUUCAUCGAAAUAUACCUUCGCUUGUUCAUUCAUUUUGCUAAUUCCAAGCCCUCUUUUUAAAAAUGGGAGAAUCAAGGUUGGUUUGACCGCAUAUACUAUUAACAAGAAUUCCAAAUUUCUGACAAAAUGGCAAAUAUAGACAAGAGCUCGUGGCAUGGCUUAACAACCUGCUACAACUUAAUAUCACAAAAGUUGAACAGUGUGGAACUGGGUGAGUAAAUCUGCGAUUUCGCACAACUCCUGCGUCUUUCGUUUUCCCCUAUUAUACUAUUCACUAACAUAGAUCAUCAAUACAGUGCUGCUCUCUGCCAAGUCUUCGACAGCAUUUUCCUCGAUGUACCGAUGUCAAAAGUCAAGUUCAACGUAAAUACCGAAUAUGCAUACCUACAGAAUUUCAAAAUUCUUCAAAGUCGGAAUACCUUCCCCUGAAUAAGGCUUCCAACCACUGACAACGGUCUAGACACCUUCACCCGCCAUCAAGUUGAUCGAAGCAUUCAUGUCGAACAACUUGUUAAAUGCAAGAUGCAAGAUAAUCUCGAAUUCUUACAAUGGUCCAAGAGAUACUGGGAUCAAUACUUUCCGGGAGGUGAAUAUGAUGCUGUAGCUCGUCGACGUGCCGCUGGAGGACCCGGUGCCGCCCCUUCUGCUGCGCCGAAAACAAGCGCUGGGACUGGAGCAGCUCGAAGAGGGGUAACACCAACAACGAGCGGCGCACGAGUUGCUAAGCCCGGAGUAGUUGGUGGUGGUGCAGCUUCAGCAGCAUUAAAGGCAGAGAAUGAUACUUUGAAGGAGACCGUUGCAGGGCUAGAACGUGAACGAGAUUUCUACUUUAGCAAACUCAGAGAUAUCGAAUUACUGGUUCAACAAGCAUGCGAAGAGGACCCCGAGAUUGAGAAGCAGGAAGACGGUUUAAUCAAGCACAUUCAGACUAUCUUGUACUCAACUGAAGAUGGAUUUGAAAUACCGGCCGAGGCGGAGGUUGAUGAUCAGGAAGAGACAUUCUAGAUUGUUUUUACUGUAAUGGGAUUUGGAUUUUUGCAUUCGUUGCAAAUUUAUUCACUGAUUCUUUGGUCUGCAGCGAUUUUAUAGCAAGAAGAGCUAUGAGAUAACGAAUUAUGAACGAGCAGAAUGUGUGCGAGGCACAAAUAUACGAAGCUCAUCGGUUGGUAGCAUUCAUAGGCUAGGGGAAGGUUCUAUGCGGCGAACCUGCGGUGAACCAAUUCUGAAGCAUAUUGAGAAGUUACAUAAUUCUUAAAUGAGUUAUCUGGUUAUUGAAGAGUUUAAUAUUAGAAUGUAAAUCCCACAAGUCCUUUUUUUCGUACA